Messenger RNA from Epithele typhae, 1227 nucleotides. RefSeq names its product protein prenylyltransferase. Gene Ontology annotation, cellular component: cytoplasm. Gene Ontology annotation, molecular function: protein prenyltransferase activity. The record is from RefSeq and is a predicted model, not a curated record. Gene Ontology annotation, biological process: protein prenylation. NCBI's taxonomy places the organism in Eukaryota, Fungi, Basidiomycota, Agaricomycetes, Polyporales, Epitheliaceae. Bases 1 to 1227 code for a protein of 408 amino acids. The transcript has 3 exons.
AUGAGCUCACCCGACUCCAUGACAAGCCGUCUCGGCCGCUUACUCAGUGCGCCACCGAUAUCCAUCGAGCUUCUUCCUGGAGACAGAUCCGACUGGGCUGCGUCGACGCCCCCAGAACACGCCCCCUUCCUCUUCAUAGAACGCAAUCUAGGCAUACCACAGAAGCUAGUUUACAGAAUAUACAUUGAAGCUGGGUUGCUCCUCAAUCACCUGAGGCCGCGAUUGCGCGCGCUCCAACGAAAUCUCUUGCUUCCCCUCGAAGAGAACGUCAUACGCGAGCUGCACGACAUGUCAGCUAUUCUCCUCGUGGUGAAUCCUGCACACCACACCGCGCUCAACGCACGCAAGACACUCAUACUGGGCGGUCACUUGUCACCGACGAUCGAGCUGGGGUUCACGAACGCGUUGUUGACCCUCCGUGACGGGUCGAAACAGUCCACGCUCUGGCAUCACCGCCGUUGGCUCCUCCGGCGCAUACACCAGUCCACACUUUCUCCUUCACCUUCCACGGACGGCGUAUCGACUCCACGACGCGUGCAAGGCGAUGCGGACGACACCCUGGUUCACUAUCUCAUCCCCGCAGACGCCCUCCAGGCUGAGCUCGAUGUGACCGCCCGCGCAUGCGAGCUCUAUGAGCGCAACUACCACGCGUGGGCGCACCGCGCGGUCCUCCUCUCCUACAUCGUUUCUCUCCCCUCGUCCUCGUCUUCCACCCUCAUGGCGGAGGAGCGUCGCUGGACGCGCGCCUGGCUCGCACGGCACGUCGCAGACUACUCCGCGGCCCAGUACGCGUGCCAGCUCGAGGCCGCCCUUCCCCGAUCCGCAAUGGCAACACCCAACAUCGCCCUGGCGCACGUAGGGGAAGAUGAGGGGAGUGCUGCGAGCCAUGCGCUCUCCCUUGUGCGCUCGUACCCGACACACGAGACCCUUUGGCUGUACCUCCGUGGCGCGCUCAGCGGGUCCCCUUCAAGCCCUCGCUCGCCGGCGAGGUUGUAUGCGGAGCACGCCCUCGCCGAGAAGGACGCAUGGACGCACGCGGUGCGCUUCCUCGCGUGGGUGUUGUGGCAGGAAGGUGCUAUCAAGGCUUCCGCCAAAGUUGUGCGCCGCAUCACCAUGGUAGCGGAGCACGAGGAGAGCGAGGUUUCCGGUAUCACCGCUGUGUCUUCCUCUGAAGCCAUCGUGGCAAUUAUCCAAAGCUCUAUUUCAAGCCCAGAGCUUGGCGAAUAG